UUGUGGAUAAACCCUGUGCAUGCCAAACAAUGCACGUAGCCAUUCCUUCCCCUCGGUUUCUCCUUAGCAGGAGCAGAUGACACUGUAUUCGAUUUGGAUGCAUCCAUAUUUAUUUGAACGGAGAAAGUCAGAGAAAACGUGUUUUCCUCAGAGGUGCUCUUUCAAUUGGUAUAUAAUAUUAUAUCGGAUAGUACGGUACGUUGAAGAAUUUUACCCUUGGUCUAACUUGGCAAAUCCCUCAAGAAAGAAGGAGGGGCGAGAGUAAGUGCCCAUGCUGCCAACCGCAAAAACAGUUCCUUGGGUUUAAAUUUACUUCAGAGAGCCGGUGCCAGGUAUAUUUUUCUCUUAAAGGUGUAUGGUCGGAACCACUUGUAGCCCCUGUGUAAGGGGUGCAAAGAUGUAUCUCUUUCCUUCCCACCUUAAAUGGAAAUUAAAGGUGAAGUUGUCCUUACGUCUUUAGCAAAGGACACGCGUCAUUUGAGCGUACCCUGGACAAAAUGUCGAUUUUUCUACGUGCAUACAGCGCGUUUGCGAGCCUAUCACUGCUUCAAAUCUAGACGAAUGCUGUCGAGACCCUUGUAUUUCUUGACAAUGACUCAGUCGUCUAUAAAUGGCAGCGGGAGACAAAUAUUCUUCUUGUGGGUACAGAGGAGCUAUAUUUGGACCCAAAUUUGCCGAUACAUCCACCGCAGAGCCAUCAGUUUCAGAUGGAUUUUUCCCCUCACAUGUGGCUCCAACAAACAGAAACUCGACCAGUGCUGAAAGACUAGCGUAAAUGAACUUAUGUUGACCUCAAAGCAGCUUGCUUUAAUAUCACUUUCAUUUACAUUUCUCUAACAAAUUGGGUGCCAUAAAUGUGGCAUGUGGCUUUAAUUAACCAUUGUUAAACCUUUACAGUUAAUAGUUAAAUUCAACUAUUUGCAUAGUUAAAUGUGCCUGUUUGGUAUUUAGGUUGCCCAUGUGCAUUGACUAUCGAUUUCAUUUUGAUGUAAUUAUUUAAAAAUGUGAUACUGGUUUUUGGUUGGAUGUGAUUUUAUGUUUUUCCUUUUAAAACAAAAUCGCCUUCCCCGAUGCAAUCACAAAACACCGCAGCGAAGCAUGGACUCUAUUAAUUCCAGAACCCACUUGCUAAAACGAACUCAAAUUUAAAUUACGGUCAGGUACCAGAUUGUUUCUCAUUCCCAGACGUAUCUAAGGUUUGGUUUGUUUGUUUUUUUGUUUGUUUGUUUGUUUGUUUGUUUGUUUGUUUGUUUGUUUGUUUGUUUGUUUUUUUCAACGUAUGCAAAUGAUUUAAAUCCGAGGUGAGAGCGGGUAGCUGUGGGGGCGCACUGCACCACCCCAUGGAGACGAGGUUGUCAGUCGAGAGCACGAAAAUUAUGGUCUCACCGGCCAAUGUCAACAAGGAAACAGUGCUGUCACAACUGACCGCCCAGUCUUACGUCACGGGGUAAUUUAUUCAGCGUGUCCCAGGGGAGGUUAACAAGGAGCAUUAACGCAAAUGCGUAAUCAUUCAGAAGUCUGACGUGCAAGCUAUAAUGAUGACAUAGUUAUCUUAUAAUAAGUUGUCAAGUUUCGUAAUUGCAUCCUCAAACAUAAAAAAAAACUUGCACUGGAUUUUUCUUUGUCACGAAAGGUACGCUGUAAACAUAGACCUAUGUUUGUUUUAAUAAUGUGGAAAUUAGAAUAACGAUUGAACAAGGAUAUGCCAGGAAAGUGUUGCUUCAAAGAGCAAGAAAUCACAAGAUAUGCCCAACUCAAAGCAUCUCUUCCUCAGCAGUGGUGCGAACAGACAGUUACUUCCUUGAGCAAGAGCGGACUGGAGCUUCAUUCAUAAACGACGUUUGGAAGCUGCGUACGGAGGAUGUCCCAAGAGAAAGCCCUAUUGUGCAAGACGUUGCUGUUUUUACAAUGACCGUUCCCUUUAGACAAAAGCAAUAUGUGAUAGAUUUAUAUACACGGUUAUCGAGGACGAAACACGCCCGAUUUCCGUGUUCUCGAGAAAGGGACUUUGAUGGAAUCUGGCAUGUGGACUCAACGUCUUGGUUUCAAAUCUACUUGAUGUGCAUCAUUUCCCAGUAAAAACCACGAAACUACUUCGAUGGGCUAGACAAUAUACAGACAAGCUGUUAUCUUCCUCUCAGAUUACGUAUACCGAUGUCUCCGUUACUAACGCACGUAUUCAGUCUCCAGACCAACACUGAUUUUCUUUGAAUUCACACCCUCUUUUACUCUCUAAUUCCAGGCUCCACGCCUAAAAUCACUUGGCAAUGACACCCACAAUGCCCGCAUUUGAAUUGUACGUUCUCGUCCUUAUAACUAAUGACGCUACAUGACAAAGUCUGCACUUUGGCUGUUGUAACGUCCUGUUUAAUACACCCCUGAUCCCAUGGCGCAUGGAGUUGGUUCAGUGGAAUUUACAAGUAGGCGAUAUGUCAGUUGGCGUUCUCCGCGAGAAGUCGUUCGCUAUUCUUGCCCAUCUGGUAUGGAGUGGUUUUCAGGACCAAGUGAGUGAUUAUCCUGUGAUCUUGAGCCUCAACGACCGAGGAAACUGCUGCGGUUAUACGCUGACGUCCAUCUCGGCAUAUGAUGCUGUUUAUAUCGCCAACUAUUAUUAGCCUAAUGAGUGGGAUCACUAUCAGUCGACGUAGGAAAGUUGAAGGCAUUGUGUGGAAAAUAGGUACUCGGGGGUAGCCCAUUAAAGUUUAUCAUCCACCUACGUCAAUAUUUGUAACCGUAAUGACAGAUUUCCUAGCAUGGGUGUACACAUAGUGUUCAGUUUGUGGCAUUUAUUUAGCAUGAAGGUGAGAUGAUUCAAUAGUGCAGGUCUUCAUAAUGAGCACGUACAGCGUGUAGAGAGUCCGGUGUUCAAACUUCGCUGACCUCGCCACAUCCCGUGUUGGUUAAGCAUAGCGGAAAGGAGAUACAAUCAGCAUAUGGUGCGAAAGAAGAAGAAAAAAAAUAAACAUGGCGGUUAGGCGCACGUGGGCAUGCGCAGUGAUAACACGGAAGCUUCCAUGACACGUCGAGUGCCGACGUCAGGCGGAGACCACUUCAAGUCGACGUGGAAACUACCCGCGAUAGGUUGUCGGGGGAAAGCACCUUUCAGGGAUGGAUUUAAGGACGACAUCGUCGCCUUUAGUGAUGCGCCAUAGUACAGAGAGACGUUCACUCCAACUCUUUGUAUCUCUGCUUGUAUGUUGGGCCAGUCGGAUAACUUUUGCUGCAGCUGCCUCGACGGGUUUAGAAACUUUUGAUGGCAUCGGCAGAGCAAGACUUCCUGAUUUUCAAUGCGGCGGCUCGGGUUGGUCCAUCGAACAAACAAAUGAAGGGAAUCGGGCGAUUGCCACAUGCUCUUCCAGGUGCUCGCACAAUACAACGGUCCUGGAAGGCGCCGUCUCCACCUUCGGCACCACCACGGUGUCCUUCAACUACGCCCUCAACGUGAGAGACGCAACCAGUUUACAGCAACGUCCCGUUCUUAAGGUCUUCUGCCAGACUUGUUACGCAUUUCAAGCGUGGUCGUCAGAGGCAAGUGAUCCAAGCAAUGGAGACUGGGUGACUGCCGAGGUCAGGGUUAAACCGUUGCGUUCUACAUUCGCCUUAAUCCUCGAGGCCAACCUUGAAGAAAGCGGUCAAGUCAUAGGAGUGGACAACGUGAUGGUCAAAGACGGCAAAAAACAAGUACCACCAAGCCCUACAAUUCCGCUCGAGCAUCCCUCCAACUGCUUCUUGGAGGAUUGGAUCUCAACCGACAUGCCUACUGAUGGUGACGAGUCAGCGUUUCAAUCGACAGACGAAACGGCUUCAUACCCAUCUGAUGUCUCCCCAGAAAACACCUUUGGACUCCUUGAUAAUGAGACAACGCUGCUGCUUGCCCAGAUCUUGGCCAUUUUGUCUGUAUCUGUCUGCUUCAUCACCGUUGGCAUCCACUGUUUUAUUUGGAGAAAACAGAGGCGGAUGAACCAAAGUACUAGCAUUGUCCCUCUGCGGUCGAAACCAACCUCAGACGAGCCGCACGACAGCAUGUUGCUCGAGAUGGACUUGGUGGCAUCAGACGAACCUGACCAGCCUUGCAGCAACAGCCUAGGCGAGCCCACCAGCUCGAAAUAUCUUCAGCAACUGCAAGACUCAGACAUACUGCUGCAGCCGGACCCACGUCGGGCGACCGUAAGCCACGGAUCGUCCUCCACGGCACGAAGCCCGGCUGUCCAGGCGGACGAAGAGGACGACAGCGAUGACGAUCAACAGCGUCCUCAUCCGAGGACUAAGAGCCUGCCCUGCAGACCGCCGGUGAACGUUUACGAGUCCAUCGAUGAGGUCAGUAAGUACCAGCCGCUGACCUUCGGCAAGCGGCCCGCCCCGGGCCCACCGGGGCUUCCCAAGGGAAAGCGACUGCAAACUCGCAGUAAGGGUGUGCAAAAUUUGGCCGCCGUCAAGAAGUACAGGCCCUCCUCUGUGCAGUACGAGGAGGUAGGAAACCGCAAGAACGGCUUGCUGCAACUGGAUGAACCCAGAGAUCGGAGCAAGUCGGCCUCCCACUACGAUUACGUCAAGAGGAAGUCGGUCACGCAGAGCCCCAGGCGCAACGGGUGGAAGUAUGGCCAGGCACAGCGCCCCAAGGGUCGCGCUCCUGCACCGCCAACGAGGCCGCUGUACGAUGAACCCGUGCGGAGAUCCCGGCCGGUGGUUAAGGUCGACAGCGCACCGACCUUGCUCCAGCAGAACCAGGAGUCAUCAGCUGGAGAGGGCCUCCAAACAGACUACGAGAACACCCUGGAAAAGCCAAAGGUCACCUACGACAGACCACGCACGAUUAAUGAGAACAUCGCGGAAAAGCCCACGGGGAACUCCCAGUACUUCACGCUAGAGCCACCCGUCGGAAGAUACGCUACAAGCGAGGACUCGGACGAUGAACGUGAAAGUGAGAGAGAUAUUAGCCGGUUCGAGGACGCAGAAGAGGAAAUCAUUCCAAACGGCACAACCGCGAUCUCUCUACGCCCUCUGUCUGUCAGCGCACCGAUUAACAUACCGCCCUCAAAGCCAAACAAGAUGGCCGACUUCGACGAGGAGUCUUCACGUCUGUAAGGCAGACUCAUUGUCAAGGGAAACCUUGAACUGUUGUUCCACAUCAAAACUUUCUAAGGCAAGUCUUACGAACUUGGUUUGAAAAAUAUGUGUAUAAACGGUGAUUCAAUUAAGUCGUUGUUGUGUGUAACUAAUUAAUUACUUGAUUUUUAUUCUUCAAAUAAUUAUUGGUCAAGGAGAUGUCUGGCUCACCCAGCUAAUGUUCACGGGAGAAUUCAGGAGGAAUAAUAGAUCUUUCAUAACGACACCAUGCAGCGCGGAAAAUGAAGAUUAAAAUGUUCUCUGUAAUUAUUUAUUCAUAAUUUAUAUUUUUCAAAUAAACUUUACAAGGCACCAAACGCGAUUUUAAAAUCUAUAAAUUUAAUGGUGCUGGUCUACUGGGCAACGCAAACGUGAAAGGAAAAAGUUCAGUGACCUGACUGCACGGCCAACAGAAAUAAAUUGGCAUCGAGUAGAUAUCACAGAGUAGGAAAAAAAAUACGUUCUUACUUCUACCAGAUUACAAUGCUUGCCAGAAAACUACGAAGGUCUGAAAACCUCGAGAUGUCCUCACAUGGUAGUUUAAGCAGUGGGAGAUCAAGAUUAGUUUCAAUCCAGGAAUACGGGAAAACAUGGUAGGCCAUGCCCCCUCUUUACUCCGUAUUUCUUUAGUUGAGUCCCCAGUGGGUUUAAAUUGUAUCCUACCAGAUUGGCAUGUACACGCCUCCGGCUGUUUCGGGCCUGUGGCUGAAGUCUUUUAGGACUAUACCAGUUUUACCAGCUCCCCUUGCCAAGUAGUGCCAACCUCAACUUCACAAAUUAGACAAAUGGCAAGCAAUCGCUAAGAUUUCAGAAGCCUUUCGUUUUGGGCGGGUCACUGUGUACAAUGUGUGUUCCGGGACCCAGUUGUCGACUAUUUGCCUGGCUGUGGAUCGAUGGUGAAAAAAGCGGGGAUUUCUCUCACAGCAACACGAAUGUGGCACAGAAUUUCCGCUUGUGAAACUAAUAAUCAUAGAGGAAUGCAAACUUACCGUAUUUAGUUAUAGUUCACUAUUUGAAACCACAUCCCAUGUUUAGCUAACUGGUCAGCAUAUCACAAAAAAAGAGAUUCGCAACUUUUGCAAGAGAGUGGCACUAUUCCGUUGAAGCAGUUUUGUCUAUUGUAAAUUACGAUCAGCAGUCAUGUAAUGGUGUAUUACACUGAGAUUAUAUACUCGAAAUUGUGGAUAAAUUGAUAAACAAAUAGGCCUACUAAAGCCUAUCUGGGUGAUAUCGUC
Messenger RNA from Acanthaster planci (crown-of-thorns starfish), 6341 nucleotides. RefSeq lists its product as uncharacterized. Lineage: Eukaryota; Metazoa; Echinodermata; Asteroidea; Valvatida; Acanthasteridae. The record is from RefSeq and is a predicted model, not a curated record.